Molecule: messenger RNA, 1485 nt
Organism: Leptomonas pyrrhocoris
Lineage: Eukaryota; Euglenozoa; Kinetoplastea; Trypanosomatida; Trypanosomatidae
Exons: 1
Coding region: 145-1485 (446 amino acids)
Source: RefSeq, a predicted model, not a curated record
AGCGGGUGUGGAUCCCGCACCGCAGCAUACAAAACAAACAGCAGAAAAUAAAAAGAGAAAUAGAAGAGAAGCGCGCGUGAACACACACCCGGCACUCGAAAGGAAGUCUGCACACCUGCUCUACGCGGACAGACAAAUACGAGAAUGACGACGUGUGCGGCACCGUCAGCAUCGCCGACGACGCCCUCCGCCCCCACCAUCGAGGCGUUUCUUUGUGACAACUGCCGCUGCCCCAUCGGCACCGUGUGGGACGUGCUGCCCGCCGAGGCGCACGCACCGGUGUGGAAGGACCAGGUCUACAGCUAUGAAUUAGACCUCUUCGCGAAUGGAUCGCCACCGAUCCAAGCAUACAGCGCCACCAAUCCGAGUAAGCGGCGCUUUGAUCUGCUCCGGCUAGCGCCUUAUGUGACGGUGCACGGCACCCCUGAGGCGGCGGACAAGGAACCGGAGGAAGGUCCUCCCGUUGACGCGUCUGCCUCCCCCGCCGCUGCCAUCACCACGGACAACACAGCACCAACAACAACCACAACGCGGGCGCCACCCUUCGCGGUGUGCGACACAGCCUUCUACUCCUCCGAGCACUCUUUCUUCACCGGCUACGCGUGGUGCUUCUGCCACUGCGGCAACUGCGGCGAGUUCCUCGGCUGGGGCUUUGCGUCGCAGGAUCGUCUGAACGCAGCAGCAGCAGCAGCAGCGGUCGCACGUGCACGUGAACGUGAGGCCGGCAACCGCCCUGGAGAUGACGGCGACGCAUCUGUCAAGGGUUGUUCGCGUAGUCGACUGGUGGAGGAGGUGGGGGAUCCCGAAGACGAUGGCUCCCGUAACGCAGCACCUCCGGACUCCGCCGCUGCGCCGCCGCCCUCCCCUUCGUUGCCGUCAACGUCCCCUGAGGUGCACUCGGGCGACGAGGUGGGUGAGGGCGCCAGCGGCGACGAUAGUUGGGAGGACACCGCAGUGGACGAAGACGACGAAGAAAAUGGCGGCGAAUGUGAAGAGGACCAUGACGGCGACAAGAGUACCUCCACGGUUGGCGUCGCGCCGGACUUCAUUGGUAUCAUCAUCACAAAUUGCACCGGAGAGCCCCGCUACCCCGUGGCCUCCCUCCUGAAGGAGGUGGGGUGGCGGGCGUGGCGUCUGCAGCGACGCAGACGUGUACACGCCGUCACACGUGAUCUGCGACGGCUGCUGCUGGAGGACGCCGACGGCUUCCAUGCCCACCGCAUCUACUACAUCUUCAUGUCCCUCGUGGAGCGGAUAUUUCAGUCUCCCCCGGCCACGGCACACCCUGUUGUGGGAGAGGACGAUGUGCCGUCGCUGGUGGCGAUCGUCGCAGCGGCCCGUGCCUCGGUGGAAAGUCAGCGCGAAAGCCAAAUGGCUCAGGAGCACGCCGAGGGAGACGGUGGGGAGGCGAGCGAUGACGACAACAGCGGCGAUGAUGGCGAGGCAGCCGCUGAGGCACCAACGGGCGAGAGCGAAAGCGCCUAA